Molecule: messenger RNA, 661 nt
Organism: Paramuricea clavata
Lineage: Eukaryota; Metazoa; Cnidaria; Anthozoa; Malacalcyonacea; Plexauridae
Source: the annotation of a GenBank genome assembly
AGAAAACAGUUACAUCAACUACUGAACUGGUUAAUGUUUUUAAUGAUUAUUUUACCGAUGUUGGUCCUAAACUUGCUGAAAAAAUUGAAUACGAACACAACUGUAGCUUUCGAGAUUUCAUUCCUCAACAUGAACCAGUUGAGAGAUUUAUUUUCCAACCUGUAAAUGUUGCAACAGUUUAUAGACUUAUAACCAAAUUAACUAUCUCCAAAGCUACAGGUAUCGACGAAAUUUCAGCUAAAGUAUUAAAGGCUGCAGCUCCUGCUAUUGCAGAGCCUUUAACAAGGAUUUUUAAUAUGUCUAUUGCCACUGACAGAUUCCCGAUGGAGUGGAAAGCAGCACGAGUAACUCCAAUUUUUAAAAAAGGCCAACGGACUAUGUUAGACAAUUAUAGACCAAUUUCAAUUUUACCUGUGGUCAGCAAACUGAUGGAAAGGAUUCUGUACGACCAAAUGUAUAAUUAUUUAAAGAAACAGAAUGUUCUUUCAGAACAUCAGUUUGGUUUUAGACAAUUUCAUUCCACAACUACCACACUUUUAGAUUGUACUAAUGAAUGGUAUAUUAACAUGGACCGUGGCCUAUACAACAUAGUUGUUCUUCUCGAUUUAAAGAAAGCAUUCGAUACUGUCAACCAUGAAAUUCUUUUACGCAAGUUCGAACG